Messenger RNA from Orbilia oligospora ATCC 24927, 2073 nucleotides. RefSeq lists its product as uncharacterized. The record is from RefSeq and is a predicted model, not a curated record. The transcript is spliced from 2 exons. The coding region runs from base 1 to 2073 and encodes 690 amino acids. Lineage: Eukaryota; Fungi; Ascomycota; Orbiliomycetes; Orbiliales; Orbiliaceae.
AUGAAAGCCCUAUCUCUCCUCCCGUUUUUCGCUGUCGCAUUCGCAGAAGAUCUCCUUUUCCAUGUCAGUUUCACUGGAUAUGAAGAUAUCGUCGCGAGUGAUCGCAACGGCAGGUACUCCUAUAACUGGACCUACACGACGGUUAGUACGAGUGAAUGGCAGGCCAUGACCACCAACGAUUUUAAAAAAUACAAAGCGAUAGUCAUCGGCGACCCUAUUUCUACCGAUCCCGAUAAAUUAGAGCCCUUAAUGGAAAAUCGACAGACGUGGGGGAAUGCGAUUGAGGGAAAUGUUAUUUUGAUUGGCACGGAUACCUCGAACCAUUACUACGAUGCACAAACCCUCAUGUCUAAUGGUAUUGCCUUUGCUGCUACUGGCAAGGGCACUGGUCUCUACUUCUCUCUAUCAAAAUACUAUGGCGCUAAGAACAAAACAACCGUUCCGAUCCUUGAUAUCUUUGGCAACUUCGAAGUCCGUGGCGACCUUAAUGCUGAAGAGGAAGAAAACUGUUAUGAUGAAGUCCAUAUUGUUGCUCGGAACCAGGUGUUAGACGGCAUCACGGAUCAAGUUCUCAGUAAUUGGUCCUGCUCAGUUCAUGAGGCUUUCGUUACGUUCCCUUCGUCUGGUACCGAGAGUUUCGUCCCGUUGGCUAUUGCCCAAGAUGUCCCAGGCGAAGGGUCUAGGGAUUUCAGUGAUGGUACGAGCGGUAUACCUUACAUUCUGGUUAGAGGAGCGAGUCCUAUCGGAUGUGGUAAUGGAAAGCUAGACCCUGGCGAGGAAUGCGACGAUGGCAAUACAAACGAUGGAGAUGGUUGUAAUAGCGCCUGCAGAUUCGAGUCGGGAUUUAAAAAACAAGCCUCUGGAGGCAAGAUUGCAGGCGGCGUAAUCGGUGCCAUCGCUAGUGUAGCAGCAUUAGGUGGUCUUGGAUUCUUGGCUGUCACCAAGACCGUCUGGGGCGCAAAGGCCGGAGCAGCUAUUGGUAUCGGAACUUCCUCUGCAGCUGGUGGAGGUGGUGCAGGAGGUGGAGGUGGUGCUGCUGGCGCAUCAGGAGCAAUGUAUGUCCCCACUGGGGUCGAAGGUAAAGCCGCAGCCGCAGUGUCUGGAUACGUCCCAACCGGUAUCGAAGGUAAAGCUGCAGCACAAGCUGGAUAUGUUCCCGGAGUAGCAGAGAAAGCGGCGAAUGCGGUCGCACAUGGUACCGGUCAGGCCGCUCAAGGGGCUGCACAGGCUGGGCAAGGUCUUUCUUCGAUGGCAGUUCCUCCUCCUACCGAUGCGGGUGCUACCGCGGCAUCCACUGCUUUUGCUCCACCAGUCGACCCAACAUCCGCAGCAGGGGCUGCUACCACCAUGGCUCCAGGGGUCCCACCUGGCUAUGUUCCUGGAUCUGAAGGUCUUGCAGCAUCAACCGCUGGCACCGCUACAGGUGGUGCUGGGGGCACUGCAAUCGGUUCUUCGGCCGCUGGUGGGCUUGCACCGGGUGUAGCUUCGGUGGCUGGCCCAACUGGCGGUCUCGCUCCAGGUAUAGCUACAGUGGCUGGCCCAACUGGCGGUCUCGCUCCAGGUCUUGCAGGAGGAGCUGCCACAGGCACUACUGUUGGCACAGGAGGAGGCUUGACGACAGCGCAGACGGUUGGUACAUCCAUUGCCGCAGGUUUUGCAGGUUUUGGUGCUGUUCUCUUCGGUCGGAAGAAGAAGAACAAGGAAAAUGCACCGUACCCUCCUGAUACAGAAAGCAUGCCGGUCCCUCCGAUGGCCCCAGGGCAACAGCAAUACUAUAACUACACAUUCCAGCAGCAGCAGCCGUAUUACCCCCAACAGCAGGAACCAAUAAUAUACGCACCUCAGCCCGUUCCAGAGCCACCUGGAGCAUUCAAUGAAAAGGAAAUCAAGAGUGGGGAACCCUCAAACAAUGUCAACUUAAACAUUGGCGUUCAAGAAGUUGUGCCAACUCCGUCGCAUGAAGUUCAGGCAGAUCCGAUUAGUCGGCCUGCGGAAAUGCCUAUUUCUGAACAACCAUAUAUUCCACCACCUCCGCCUACUGCAGCGCAAAGGAAGGAGUAUGACUAUAAUUAA